Aspergillus homomorphus CBS 101889 is the source of this 423-nucleotide messenger RNA. Its product is annotated as glutathione S-transferase family protein. NCBI's taxonomy places the organism in Eukaryota, Fungi, Ascomycota, Eurotiomycetes, Eurotiales, Aspergillaceae. The record is from RefSeq and is a predicted model, not a curated record. The annotation marks the transcript as partial. The transcript has a single exon.
CAGUACGACCCAACCGGCCUGCUAGCCGGCCGCACCCCCGAGGAACGCGCGACGGUCAACCAGUGGCUCUCAUGGCAGAUCUCGGGUCUAGGGCCGUACCAGGGCCAGUUGCUGUCGUUCCUGCUCUUCCACCAGGAUGCGCAUGGCGAGAAGUCCGGGGAGGGUGUUAUCGCGCGCUACCAGCAGGAGGUGGAGCGGUUGCGAGGCGUGCUCGAGAACCAGCUCGCUUCUGCGGCGUCAGGCGGCUAUAUUGCUUUAGGCAGGUUGACGAUUGUGGACUUUGCGAUUUUGCUGUGGUUGAAGAGCUCGGUUUUGGCCAGGGAGGCGUUGAGGAAGCGGGAGAUGUAUCCUGCUAUUACGGGGUAUUUGGAGAGGCUGGAGGGGUUGGAGGUUGUUAGGGAGGCGUAUCGGAGGGCUGCGCCG